Messenger RNA from Trichomonas vaginalis G3, 468 nucleotides. Its product is annotated as ribonuclease inhibitor domain-containing protein. Bases 1 to 468 code for a protein of 155 amino acids. The transcript has a single exon. NCBI's taxonomy places the organism in Eukaryota, Parabasalia, Trichomonadida, Trichomonadidae. The record is from RefSeq and is a predicted model, not a curated record.
AUGGAGAUAUUUAGAGAAUGUUAUAACGUAGAAUAUAUUGAUUUAAGUGCAGCAUAUGCUACUUCUUUGCCCCACGCAAUGUUUUAUGAAUGUCGUAGUUUAAAGACAUUAAUCUUGCCAGAUACAAUUACUACGAUUGGAGAUGCUGCCUUUUCAAAGUCUGCAUUGCAAACUAUAUAUAUUCCGCCUAGAACUUCUUAUUUUAAUAUUGAUAAUCGAGUUCAAUUUAAUAAAGUCUACUUUUGCGGAUCCAACAAUAUUAAUUUCCAACUCCCUGAUGAUUGUACUGUGCACGUAUCUGAGUUUUAUCCCUACGAACAUUUUAUGAAUAAAAAUAUUAUUCGAGAUGCUCUUUGCCAACCACUUAGACCUCCUUUACCAAUGAAACACAAUUCACACCCACUAUUUUGCUCUCGGUUGAUGCCUCUAAACGAAAUAUCUCCAUUUAUCAUGAUUUAUAUAAUUUAA